This is a messenger RNA of Exophiala dermatitidis NIH/UT8656, 6885 nucleotides long. RefSeq names its product DNA methyltransferase 1-associated protein 1. Gene Ontology annotation, molecular function: transcription corepressor activity. Gene Ontology annotation, cellular component: NuA4 histone acetyltransferase complex; Swr1 complex. The coding region runs from base 313 to 2733 and encodes 806 amino acids. The record is from RefSeq and is a predicted model, not a curated record. The transcript has a single exon. Gene Ontology annotation, biological process: DNA repair; chromatin remodeling; negative regulation of transcription by RNA polymerase II. NCBI's taxonomy places the organism in Eukaryota, Fungi, Ascomycota, Eurotiomycetes, Chaetothyriales, Herpotrichiellaceae.
CCAGUCCAACUGGUGUAUUUGUCGUCGAGGGUGGUUGGGGUGUGUCUUGGGUGCCCGUGUCCAAGCUUGAUACAACCAGAGACCGGAGCACGUGACUAAAGAGAUCACGUGCGAAGCAUCGGUCCGCCAGUUGCAGCGGCGUCGACAAUUCUGCCCUUUGUUGGUACAUAACCACUGCAUAUCGACUGACCGUCCCUCAUCAUCAACUCAUCGACGCGUAAGGCGAAUGUAAGCCGACAACGCCUGGGACCUUGACCAACUGUCCCUACACCAUCUGGCCUGACCUAUCGCGCCAUCUCAAGGUUGCUCGUCAUGGCGUCCACCAGCGACAUUCGCGACAUCAUGAACUUGGGCCAGGCAGGUCCGCGGCAGCCUGCGCCCAAGAAGAAAAGACACGUCGAGCCUCAAGUGCGAAUGACUGGAGUCAAACGAGAAGUUCAAGCUCUGAUGGGCGAUUCGGUGCCGCCCAUUGCCCUCGUCGAACAACGCUCCUACAAGUCGAGACCGUCCAUAUCCCAAAAACUAUUCAAACCGAGACACUGGGAAGAGAGACCAUUUCAGCAUGGAGCGCGAACAGAUGGACUGCAGCUUAGGCACUGGAAACGCUCAAUACCAGGCUCGACCGCUCGACCCGCUUCUAUUGGGAACACCGCAGCCUCGACCGAUGUUGAAAUGACCGAUGAUUCGAAGCCGGCCUCAGUCACGCAAGAACUACGGUUUGAAGAGGAAUUCCCUUCGCACAAAUGGGACGUGAAAGUGCAGGUGGCGUCAUACACGGAUGAACAGUAUCAGAGUUACUUCAAAUCAGACGACUGGACCAAGGAAGAAACAGAUUAUCUCAUUGAACUUUGCCGAGAUUAUGAUCUUCGAUGGGUUGUCAUUGCCGACCGUUACGAUCCUGAACAGAUCCCUGGCGCAACGGGGUCUCUGCCGAAUGGAGAAGCUGCAGGGAAUGAAGUUGCCCACCAGCGCAAGUAUCCGGCUCGGUCGAUGGAGGCACUCAAACAGCGAUAUUACACGAUCGCGGCCAAGAUGCUCGAGUUACAGAUUCCAGCGAGUAACAUGACACAGGCCGAGUUCCAACUGUGGGAGAAGAUGCGCAAUUUCGACGCAAGAACCGAGUCCCUGCGAAAAGCCAUGGCCGAGAAACUAUUCGAGCGUACCAAGGACGAAGCUGACGAGGAGAGAGUGCUGCUAGAGGAACUUCACCGCAUCACCAAACAUGAAGAUGAGCUUAUCAAGAUGAGGUCCGAACUCUACUCCCGGCUCGAGCCAGUCACCCCUCUCCGAAGAAAUGAGGAGCAAUCUACCGCUGUAUAUCAAACUUCGGGUGGCUUGUCCAUGCUGCUCCAAUCUCUGCUUGCCAAAGAAAAGAGGCUGAAGAGGCCUCCACCCGCGAAUGGCACAGAAGCAACUCCUGCAGCCGCCACGCCCUCGGAAUCCGCGCGGAGCGAGAAAUCCAGACAUCCCAACCAGUACAGUCGACGGGACACUGUCGACACUCAAGCGACCGAAGAAUCCGGGCCGCAGAAGAAGGGAUCAGUAUCCCAACCAAGCGUGCGAGUUCUCUCACCGCAAGAUGAGGCACGCUUUGGCGUCUCCCAUCCCCAAGAAAGAGUCACGAGCGGCGUACAAUUCCGACACGAGAAGAUCAAUCGUCUCUUGAUGGCCAAGAGUCAGACACAGACGGCCAAGAUCCAAGCCGCCCUGACCGAGCUGGGUAUCCCGCCCAGGUUACUCAUGCCUACGCAGCGAGUUUGUCGUGUCUUUGAACAGCUUGUAGGCGAAAUAAAUGUUCUGUUGGAUGCCAGAAAGGUCAACGAGAAGAUUGCCACGGAGAUCAAGAUUUUGGAAGAAGCCAGACGCAUCAGACUUGGGUUGCCGAAAGACGGCGAGGAAAAGUUGCCGCCGGCUGUUGAUGCGAUGGAAGUCGAUUCUUUCCACCUCGAUGGCAACACGAAAAUUGAGAAUGGCCAAGAACACACCAUUGCUACUACAAAGCAGGAGCAGGAUACUCAAGCUGGGACCAGUGCUCCUGCAACCAAAACAGAGGAAAAGACCGAAGACAGCCUGAGUAACAACGAUCAGCACAAUGCACAAGUCAAUGGGCACGAGCAGAAGAGUGGCGAUACAGACGCUGACAAUGACGGCGAGGAAGCUGGACAAGAAUCUUCACUCAUCCCUCAAGAGUCCGCCGAUAAGCAUGGUGAAGAAGAGGAUGGAUCAGAGAGAGACGAUGACGAUGAUGAAGACAAUGAACAUCAUGACGGAAAUGCUGAUCAAUCUGUCACUGGCAUCGAUCAUGAGGACGAGGACGAGGAUGAAGAUGAGGAAGAAGACGACGAGCCUCAUGUAAACGGAGAAGUGGACGAGGAAGAGGACGAGGACGAUGAUGCGCAGGUCCAAGCCACACCACAGAACGACAGUGACGCUGAAGAGGAAGAUGACGCUGAAGCUGAGGCCGAGUCUGGAUCCGAGGAAGAGGAAGCCGCCGGAGAGGAUGGCCAUUCGGAUGACGAGGAUGAUGCUGCCGAACAGGAUGAUUCCGAUGCUGUGGGUGGUGAAGAUGCGAACGAAGACGAUGAUGUUGAUGGAGAAGAGCAUGCGGCACCCGAAGCAGGGUCAGCCACCGCUACCGGGCCUCGAGCCCAUAAGCGUUCUGCCAGCGUCCUCUCCGAAGCCAGUCGCGCUGGAAGCAAUCGGAGCGGUCUGGGAAGGAAGAAGAGAAGAUAGUCUCAACUACAAGAGUAGAAAUCUGAAUGUUUCCAGCAGACAGAUUGUGAAGCAUAACUCUUUUACUCUCUGAGCGGGCGAGAUCACUCCUAUUUGUACCCGCUUCGCUGUAAGAGUGUAGGCGUCCUUAGCAACGACCUCAGGCACUUCAGGCUAUAGGAUGAUUGCAUUUAGCGGUUCAAGUUGUUCAAGUAAUUUCCCACCAUAAGUGAUCAGAUAUAUCAUAGCGCUUGGAGCUCGGACCUUAGAAAUCGAGACACGAUUCUUGACCUCAACAAAAUACACUGUUCUGGAUCAGUCAAUGUCCCUUGAUAUCAAGCCCCAGAACCGCGGCUGGCCUGUACAAAAGUGACAACAAUAAGUGACAUCUCUACACUGCUUGUUAUACACUCACUGAUCAAGCUAGAUUUGAAGAACGGAUGAAGUUCUAUUCACACGGAAAAGAGAGCUUUCGAACAAUCUUGCUGUGGUUUUGGCAGAAGCAUCUCAAUUCAAGCUACCUAUCAAAGGUACGCUUUCUCAAGUUCCUGACUUUGCUUCCCUUGCUUCUCGCCAUUAAUGUCUAUCUCAUUUCAUUCCAAUCUGCAUGCCACGACCAAGUCACUCAUCUGACCAGCAGAUGUAUCCAUUUUGUGGCCUUAUCCUUUCCCAUCUGUGUCCAUUAUGGCCGAUCAAGAGCUGCCUGCAGCUCAUCCGUGCCUUUUCCUCGGCGCCUUGCUUUGCCCUCAAUCCUCCACGUUCCUCAUCGAAUGUCCAUGACACGGUGUGAUGUCUCGUCUAGUGCCGUUGCUGUAAGGCACUGCAAUCAAUGCCCGUAAGAUCUACCAAGGAUCCCAAAAUCCCAUCCUCAGAACGCCGUCGCUAUGGUCGUUCUAUCGUGCAUUGAAAUGCUUUCGUUCAAGGCUGUGCUUGCUGAAAUGGUACCCGACCCUUUCAGAGAAAGAAAAGUUGUCGUCACCCCAUCUGUCACCUGAAUCUCAUCCUGCACUGAUUGCUCCUCUCUGAGCUCCCUCUCACAUCUUGCUCUUCGUUUCUUAUUCCUCCUCAGAGACUUCGGACUCUUCGUCUUCGGGGUAAACGAGCUCUAGCUCGCUGCAGACGGCGGCCUCGUCUUCGGACCAGGGCCCCUCUUCGAACGCCGCUCCUCCCGCGGUGUCUGGCUUAGUUUCGGUCGCCUUGUCUGCGGUGGCCUCCGAGUCGUCUCGCUGGUUCCAAUAGUUCAUGAACUCCUGAACCUCGGAGUUUCUGACUUCCUCUUCCUCUUCCUCUACCUCUUUCUCCUUCUCCUUCUCUGUCUCCUUCUGCUUGGACUCGGCUUCUUCAAGCUCGAUCCAUUGGCUCAUGAAGUCCUCCUCAUCGCCGUCGAAGAGACUGUCUUCCCUUCGUCGAGGACGCUCCUCUACCGGUGCCGGCGUCGGUGUCGGGGUCUUUGCCUUUGGCUUGGUUGCCUUGGCCUUCGGUGCCUCCGGCGCCUUCUUGGUGGCCGCCUCGCGCUUGGGCUUUGGCUUUGGCUUGGGCGCGGCCUUGGCCUUUGGCCUUGUAACUUUGGCCUUGGGUUCGGUGGCGGCCUUUUUGCGGGAGCCGGCACCAGCACCGGCACGAGCACGAGCGGUUGUUCGGGCAGGAGGAUUUGGGGUAGGGACGCUGCUGCUGCCGCUGUGGUUGCUGUUGUUGUUGUCUGCUGCCGCUGUGGCCGCCGGAGGAGGAGGAUUGGCUGAGGCCGGGGCGUUGAGCUGCCAGAACCAGUCGUUGUCGGUCUGGCCUGGCAUGUUGGUCUGCAGGUAAGGAAGGCGGCCCAUGGCCUUGUGCAGGGCUGGAGGCGCCUUGUGGACCAUCCAGUCCAGACUUCUCUUGGCCUUUUUCGGUCUCGGGACGUCGCUGUUGGUGGCGGUGGCGUCGCUCUCUGUCGACGAGUGAGGAGGGGUGGGCAGGACCGGGGCAGCGGAGAGAGAGAGAGCGGCGGGUGUGCAUGUCGGAGGGGUGGCCAGCACCGGAGCAGCGGAGAGAGAAAGAGUAGCGGGCGUGCAUGGCAGAGGGGUGGCAGCACUGCCGGGGUUUGCAACGACUGCUACAGAGGAAGAAGAAGGUCUCGUAGGUGUAGGAGCAACGAGGGAGCCAGGGACAGCGGGAGGGCGCAUAACAACAUUGUCGUUAUCGUUGUCGGCAACAACAGGAGCAGAAGCAGCAUCAAUACCAGCAGAAUCAGCAACCCCAACACCAGCACCAGCAGGGACAGGGACAGCACCGACCUCACCCACCUCUUCCUCGCUGGUCAGAUCCACGACUGACGCCAGCGCCAGACGUGGAGGAACAAGCUCUGAGGCGCCCCCAUUGUGCUGCGGCUGCAGCAAGCGGCGGUCUACUGGUACUGUUUGGCCCACGUAAGGCUUCACCAGCUCCUUGAACCGCUUGCUGUACUCAAGGCCCUCGGGGCCGGUGAGGUCGAUGGCCCGCCCGGUCUCCGGAACCACAGGCUCGAGGAGACCGUUGUCCCGGACCGUGAAGUGGAGUUGGCCACGGAGCACGUUGUAGUAUGCCCGGACCUUGGUGUUUUCCUGGCUGAGCCUCUGGCCGACCUGGAUGGCCUGCUGCUUCUCUUGGAGAGCUUGCCGAGCCCUGGCGGCGAGCAUGUCGCAGGCUGCCCGUGCCUUCUUCAGCUCCCGAAGGUGCUGCUCCUUGAAAGACUGCUUCUGCUCCUUGAAAGCUUGGUUCUCUGCACGCAAGCCGAGGACCUCCUUGCGGAGCCUCUCGAGUUCUGCCGCCAUGGUGCCCUGGACCUGGGCAACUUGCUGGGUCAUUUGCGGCUGCUGCUGCUGCUGCUGUUCGAAAGAAGGGACAAAGGCACGAGCUCGUCGUUGCUGUUGCUGUUGCUGUUGCAGCUGUGGCUCUCCCUCUGCGAAAUCCGCAAAGCUUCGCUUCUGGCCGGCGCCGCCCUGUUGUUGAACUUGGCCUUGUUGAACUCCCUGAAACAUGGAGUUGCCGUUGUUGUUGGUGCCAUAAGGGGUGGACAUCCUAGCCAUUUGGGUUGUUGGCGGCGGCGGCAUUGUGGCCAUCGGAGCCAUAGGCAUGGGCGGCAUCGAGGUCAUUGGAUGCAUUGGCGACGAUGUCAUUGUCUGCAUCGAGGUCGUUGUAUACAUCGGCGCUGUUGUCAUGGGCGGUAUCAUCGAGUUCACCCCUGUCACCGGCAUCAUCAUUGGCGGCUGCAUGGCGUUCAUUGCAGGCCCGGGCUGGUAGGCGCUGGUAGGAUUGUACCAGUCGCCCCCGUUGCCCGUGGCCUGUCCUGCAGCGCCGCCAUUGAAGAACUGAUAGUUGUUGAAGCCGUCCAUUUCUCUCGAUGCUUUUAUGUAUGUGGGGAAGAGCAAGAGUCUGGGGUGUGGUGGGUACAAGGUGGGUCGAGGCAGAGGGAGUGACAGCGUGCUUGGGAGUGUUAGUCGAAAGCGCAACACUAGAGUGCAAGUCCGCGUGUAUCACCUUACCUGUCAGGGAGUUGAUGACGAGUGUCUGUAUGUUCAGCUGGUGCUGUGAAGAAAGCAGGCAAGCUCUGAGUCCGAGGGUAAACGCGGGUGGAAUCACGGGGCAGUGCCAGCUGUUUGCCCGACAAGUAUCUUCGCUUUGGGUGAAUGUGAGAGGCAGUGUGUGCACUUGGUCGAGUGAUAGGGGGAGGUAGGUGCUGUGGCUGCUGGGAAGCUCAAAGUGCUCUGCUCUGUCGAGUGUUGAUGUUCUGUUCAAGAGGCGAAGAAAUGUGUGUGUUGUGUGCGUCCGUGUGUGAGAGUGUGUGAACUCGCGUGUGGGUAUCAGUGUGUGCGUGUGUGAGUGUAUGAUGAAGAAGUUCAACAGAUCGAGGGAGAGGGAGCAGGUACUUGAAGGAGAAAAAAGAGCAGAUGAAGGUUCCCCUGCUGCUUUCGCCGUCCUUUCGACGCGUAAAGCAUAAGGAGUCGAAGGUUCAAUAGAACUGAAUGGGAAACAGGAUGGAAUGAUGUGUUAUUGGAAGUUCCCUACACUGUUUGACCUCGCUGCCCUGUGAAGACCAGACGCGGGAGAAUAAUUCACAUACGGCUUCACCAUAGCUCCAUCCUAUUGUCGUUCGUGCCAUAUUGCUGCAGAGCUUGCUGCAACACAUAACCAAUAACAAUAUCAACCGCGUCGUCGCGU